UGUGAGAGGAGAAGACGGUGCAAGAACAGUUGCUGCGCUUUUUCUGGGUUUGAUUCAGUACUUGGACAGCUCCUAAGCGGCAUACCAGCCUGUGAGCGUGUGUCCAUGAGCGUGUAGAUUCAACUGGUUUUGUUUGGAGACAGAGAGUCGCAGAUGCAGCCCCCAUGUUCGCUCCAGCUUGGCCCCUGCGGCCCCUCUCCAUCCCAGGGAUCCCAGGUCAGCAAUGCCGGCCUCCAGCAGCUGGAAGAGAAGCAGCUCUUUGAGAAGUUUUGGAGAGGGACUUUCAAGGCUGUGGCCACACCGAGACCGGAGAGCGUCAUCGUGGCCAGCAUCACCGCCCGCAGGAGGGUGACCAACUUAGAAACAACAGCCUGCCUGCCGCUCAAGACGGAUGAGAGGAAACCGGCAGACACCAGGGUGGACAGCGCAGACAGAAAUGGCUGCAUCAAAGUAAAAGGACGUAAACACCACAGUCAUCGCAGGGCCAGGAGCCCCUCGUUUGAUGAGGAACUCUCCCCUCGGCCGAAGGGGAAGAAGAAGAAGAGAAAGUCCGAACGGAAGAGGAAAAGGAAAAGGUCUCCAUCUCACAGCCUGUCACCACUGAGGAAGAAGAAAAAGAAGAAGAAGAAGAGCUCCAAGAAAAGCAAGCGGCAUAGGUAUACCUCCAAAAAGUCCAAACACAGCUCUUCAAGUUUAAAACAUAAGAGGAAGGAUGAGCGCAAGCACAAGAAAAGUUCACGGACUCACUCACGGCGGAGACGACGCUAUCGGAGGUCAGAGUCGGAUAGUACUUCCUGCCAGUCUUCUACAGAGGACAGACACCAUCUGCAAAAAUCUGUGGUGCAUCAGGCGUUAGGAGACCUGGCAACUGUAGUAGAGGAAACCAAUGGAGUGCUUGACCACACGGACAUGAAGUGGAGACCUGCAACCAAAUCAGUGUGUAAAACGGCUCCAAAAUAUCGCUCCAUCCUCUCAACUGCCACCAUUUUGUCGUCAAAACCUGGAAGCGAGCUUUUACACGGAAAAGGGUCUCAGCCUUUAUCAAGCCAGACCGAAGGUCCACACGAUUACGAUUCUGGGAAUGACACAUCUUCACCGCCAUCAAGCAAAACUGGUGUUUCUCGGGCGAGUGUCACUGACAACAAGAGGAACCACUGUAAACGUCUGGCCUCGCCAGAGAAGCUGAAGUUCACUGACAGAGACAAUGUCUCUGAUUCAGGAAACUCUGUGACCAGCUAUGCUUCCUUGUGCAAACCUUACGGGGAGGACGGCUUGUCUGCAAACCUUUUCAGUAGAAACAGCAAGAGAGAGCAGGUAACCUUGGGGUGUCGGGUAGAGGUUGUGAGAUCUCCAAAGACUUCCAGAUGUACACAGAGGAUAAGCAAGUCGUCUCGAAGGCGACUGAAAACUCGGUCAUCGAGCAGCAGGAGCAGGAGUAGAUCUUCUGGGAGUUCCAGAUACUCCGGACGCUACUCUCGAAGCCUGUCACUGUCGUCUUGCAGCUCGUACUCACGCUCACCCAGUUAUUCAGCUGAUCUGAGGCGGCGAGGCAGCGUAGCCAGCCUCAGCUCCAGAGGAAGCUACUCCAGACACAGUGCUGAAAGACUACGAGACAGAAAGAGAAAACCUAGCUCCAGAGAGACAGAUGUGAAGCAUGCACAUAAGGUUAGUGGGAAGAGACGAAGCCGCAAAUCCUACUCUCCUAUGAAGAAAAGGAGGAGAGACUCACCAAGCCAUCUGGAAGCACGCCGAAUCACAAGUGCCAGGAAGCGACCCAUUCCUUACUUCCGUCCCAGUCCUUCCUCCAGCAGUCGGUCCACCAGCGUGUCAUCCUGGAGCAGCCUCUUCACCCGCAGCCGCAGCCGCAGCCCAAUCCACAGCAUCACCCAGAGCAGGAGCCGUAGCCGGAGCCACAGUUACUCCUCCUACAGGAGCUACAGCCGCAGUUCAUCCUGGAACUCAAUCUUUGGGACCCGCAGUCGCAGCAGGAGUCCUGGUUCGUUGAACAAACGCAACAAAACCAGGCAUUAGGUUUCUCAGAGAACAUUAAGGGACAGAGGAGCCAAUUGUGUUUCCAGUUGAGAGCAGGGACAGUGGAUGUUGGAGCAAUCGACUGUGUACGUCUCAAUGCUCUGCUUUGACGCUUGAAUGGAAAUGUCCCAGCAGGGGUCUCACCAAGUCUUUCAUUGAUGCAGUCUUGUUCACUCUGCCCACAGAGACCACUGGAGACAGAAUGUCUUUUUGUUUGUUUGUUUUGUUCUUGUACCGCAUCCUCUUGCAUCAGCACUCACAAUGGCCUGAGACUGUUCAUCUCUUAGAUAUUAACAAUAGGAACUGCACAUAAAACAGAAAUACUUUUCCUGUGUUUGGUCAACUAACAACACAUCAUGUUAAAUUAUUCAUUUAAAAGAAUGCUUUAAAAUGGUUUAACAACAGUUUUUUUUUUUUAAAUUGAUAGUUAAAUGGUGUAUAAUAAGGCCUGAGGGUACCGAAAAGAGUUUUGUUUUGGCAGAUGCACCAGAUAAACACUUUUAAAGACUCAUAGGACAUUGGACAUUUACUGUCCCAAGUCAGGUCUGAAUGUUGUAGAUUUUGCGCAGAGAAGUGAAGUAUUGAUGUAACAUUUGAGCCGUUUGAUCUUAGUAUUAACAAAUGGUUUCAAAGGGAUCGUUGUCAGGAAUAAGGAAAAGGUUUGUUGCUCUGAUCUCUGCACUUCACAAGGUGGAGAACAAAUGUGUUUCCUCAAAAAAAUGUAUCGGUGAGGGUGGCCUGACGGCGAGCAAACUGCCUGUCAGCUCAAAUGUCAAAUUAAUUUGUCCUUUGAUCAUGUGGAAAACAAUUGAAAUGUCAGUCUGUGUAAUACAACAGAGAGCGAUUGAAACAUUGUGCAGAAACAGGGAGGGGAAUUUCGUCUGACAAAAUCUACAGAGUCAGAGGAGGUAUUUUCCUUGAUAACUAAUGGCGAAUAAAACAAAUCCUGAAAAUUUUUGAGAAAAUGAUACUUUAAUGGUAAAUAUAAUGGACUUUUUAAAAUCUACUUUAAUGCUUAAAUUGUCAUCUUGGUCUGUCUGUACUUACGUAUGAGUCUCUGAAUUCUUAUUCAAUAUUUUUUAUUUCAAAAGAUGACAUAGAGAGAAAAGGCUGUACCUCAUUUGUUUGCAAAAUAGGUCUGAACUUAUGAAUAGCAUUGAGUCUCAGUUUACUUGAAUAAUGUUUUCUUGCUACAACACUGGAACCAAACAGAUACUGUAUGUCAACUAUUUUUUUGUACUUGAGUUAUAGUACAACGUAAGGUCAAACUUUGAAUUGUGCAGCAUCAUACAUAUUUAUUACUAUUUAAUAUUUAUUGGUUUGUUGUCCCUCUCAGUAGUGGUCAAUAUUUCUAUGCAACACUGUCAAUUUAAAAUUAUUAUGACACUGCUGUAAUUUAUUUUUGGUUUGUUGUAAAUUAUUCUUGGGUUUUGCCACUGUACUCACACAUAAACCUCAAAGGAGAAGCAAAUGUUCAAAAGACAAAAGAACAAAAACCGGGAUGGCAGAAAAGAUGCUUCCUGUCCAAUCUCUUAUUUUGGGUGCUUUUUUCAAAAGCAAAAUUUCAACAUUUUGGGAAAUACGCUACUCCCUUACCAAGAAUCAGAUAAAGAAGACUAAGACCAUUCAUGUCUGUCUGUUAAAUAUCAAGCUACAGCCAGCAGCUGGCUAACAAGCUUAACAUAAAGACUGGAA
Molecule: messenger RNA, 3726 nt
Organism: Morone saxatilis (striped sea-bass)
Lineage: Eukaryota; Metazoa; Chordata; Actinopteri; Moronidae
Gene: srrm4
Product: serine/arginine repetitive matrix 4
Exons: 13
Coding region: 154-2031 (625 amino acids)
Biological process (GO): mRNA processing; neuron maturation; regulation of RNA splicing
Cellular component (GO): nucleus
Molecular function (GO): mRNA binding
Source: RefSeq, a predicted model, not a curated record